Bacidia gigantensis is the source of this 465-nucleotide messenger RNA. RefSeq lists its product as uncharacterized. The record is from RefSeq and is a predicted model, not a curated record. The transcript has 2 exons. The coding region runs from base 1 to 465 and encodes 154 amino acids. NCBI's taxonomy places the organism in Eukaryota, Fungi, Ascomycota, Lecanoromycetes, Lecanorales, Ramalinaceae.
AUGCUCCGUACAUUGCGCACCCACCGCGUCAACACGUUGACUGAACUUCGCCGGAUCGAAAAGUCACUCAACGGUGAUGGCUCGAAAGAUGUCAUCGAAGCCUUAACCACCGGCUGGGCACACUACGUCAACUCCAACAACUUACUCAGCGAGCUGAGAGGCAUGACCAAGAAUUACCCCUUCAGCUCUGAAUGCCUUGAUGAGGCCAAGUGGCAAGUCAUUGGAGAUCCUGCGAGUACUAAGAGUUGGAACUAUUGCUGGCUCAUCCUGUCGAAGAUAAAGAAUGAAUCACUCAUCAAAAAGCAUGCGCGUCAGCUAGCUACCAAGCCUGCUAUGUGGGGCGGAAAGACCCCGAACACCGCUAACGUGGACAAAUUGGCCACCGCAUGUGUGGCCGAGUGGACGAGGGCCAUCGACAACAUGCUGAAGCAGUGGACAGCACCACCAAAGACCCCCGGCAAAUAA